This is a messenger RNA of Nannizzia gypsea CBS 118893, 2841 nucleotides long. RefSeq names its product leucyl-tRNA synthetase. Gene Ontology annotation, molecular function: leucine-tRNA ligase activity; ATP binding; aminoacyl-tRNA deacylase activity. Gene Ontology annotation, cellular component: mitochondrion. The record is from RefSeq and is a predicted model, not a curated record. The transcript has 4 exons. The coding region runs from base 1 to 2841 and encodes 946 amino acids. Gene Ontology annotation, biological process: leucyl-tRNA aminoacylation; mitochondrial translation. Lineage: Eukaryota; Fungi; Ascomycota; Eurotiomycetes; Onygenales; Arthrodermataceae.
AUGUGGGUUUCCUGUGCUAUUCAAGGCCAUAUUCGAUUCGGCGGGCCAGCUACGGUCUCACGCCACCUCCUGCAUAGCUUUCGGUAUCUCCCUGUUCGUACCGCAAGCACGCAAGUCAACGCUUAUCAACCUGCUAAGAAGCUAGACCUUCUAGCUAUUGAUAAAAGAUGGAAAGAAAUAUGGAAGGGCAGCGAGGUUUUGGCUCAGUCAACGAGCAGCAGCAGCAAGGAAAAAGCUUACGUGCUGCCUAUGUUCCCCUACCCAUCCGGAACCCUACACAUGGGGCAUGUUCGAGUGUACACGAUUUCCGAUGUUCUCGCUCGAUUUAAACAGAUGAAAGGCUACGAUGUUUUACAUCCUAUGGGGUGGGAUGCUUUUGGACUCCCAGCCGAAAACGCUGCCAUUGAACGCGGAAUCCAUCCCGAAGGCUGGACCAAACAAAACAUAGCGAACAUGAGGGAUCAAUUGAAAGAUUUAGGAAUACGAUUCGAUUGGGAUACAGAAGUUAUGACUUGCUCGCCCGAAUUUUACAAACAUACCCAGAAGUUGUUUCUAAUGCUUCACGAGAAAGGCCUUGCGUACCAGGCGGAAGCUGUUGUGAAUUACGAUCCAAUUGAUAAAACAGUUUUGGCGAACGAACAGGUAGUUGAUGCCAACGGAUGCUCCUGGAGGUCUGGCGCAAAGGUCGAAAAACGGGAGUUAAAACAAUGGUUUUUCCGGAUCACUUCUUUUAAGGAAGCACUGCUUAAGGACCUCGAUUCUUUAUCCGGUAGCUGGCCGGAUAGGAUCCUGACAAUGCAAAGACACUGGCUAGGAAAAUCACGAGGUGCUCUUGUCCCAUUUAAAAUAUUAACAGAAGAAGAAUCUCUUGAUAUUGAAGUCUUUACUACCCGCCCUGACACGCUCCAUGGCGUUCAAUAUAUCGCAUUAUCUACCAGCCAUCCAGUGGUAAAGAGAAUAGCAGCUACAAACCCGGAGCUCCAAGAAUUCAUUGAUUCUACAGGUUCACUACCGCCAGAGACGAAGGCAGGAUUCAAAUUACCCGGGGUCAAGGCUGUUAACCAGCUUUGUAAUCUUGAAGAGAACCCCCAUCUGCCGUCUUCUCUCCCAGUUUAUGUUGCACCUUAUGUCCUACCGGAUUAUGGGGAAGGUGCUGUCAUGGGUGUCCCUGGACAUGAUUCUCGAGACUUCGGAUUUUGGAAAGAGAACGCUCCUUCAGAACCUAUUGUUUCUGUUGUUGUGCCAUUGAAGCCAGGAUCAGGCCCCAAUGGAAAAAACGAUGUCGACGUGGCGUUUUCAGGGCAUGGUCAAACAACUGAUAUAUGUGGAUCUUACAGCAAGAUGCCCUCAAAAGCUGCUGGUGAAAAAAUAAUCAACGACUUGAAAGGCAAAGGAAGCCGUGCCAGAUUCGCCGAGAAUUGGAGACUACGGGACUGGCUUAUCAGCAGGCAGCGAUAUUGGGGUGCCCCUAUCCCGAUUAUUCACUGUGACAGCUGUGGAGCUGUGCCGGUUCCUGCUAGUCAGUUACCAGUUGAACUUCCUGCUAUUCCAGGGUCUCAACUCAAGGACAAGACUGGAAAUCCCCUAGAGUCCGCAAACGAAUGGCUACAUACAGAGUGCCCUAGCUGCAAGGGGCCGGCUAAGAGGGACACUGAUACCAUGGAUACUUUUGUGGAUUCAUCGUGGUAUUUUCUAAGAUUCUUGGACCCGAGAAACAACGAUUUACCCGUGUCACCCGCAAAGUCUCGUCCUGUGGACAUAUAUAUAGGAGGUAUAGAACACGCUAUCCUCCACUUACUAUAUUCUCGUUUCAUCUUCAAAUUUCUUGCCAAUGAAGGCAUGAUUGAAAAUACUACGAACCCUCCAGAGCCAUUCCUUAAGCUUUUGUCUCAAGGCAUGGUUCAUGGCAGGACCUACUCAGACCCUAAGACCGGUCGAUUUUUACGGCCUGGUGAAGUGGACCUUUCCGUGAAAGGCUCUCCAGUGCUCACUGGGACCCAAAUUCCUGCCAACAUAUCUUUUGAGAAAAUGUCAAAAAGCAAAUACAAUGGUGUAGAUCCAAAUACUUGUAUUGCAAGCUACGGAGCGGAUGCUACGCGUGCCCAUGUUCUCUUCUCCGCUCCUGUCAGUGAAGUAUUGGAAUGGGAUGAAACCAAGAUUAUCGGCAUUCAACGGUGGUUCAGCCGCAUUUGGAAGGCCCUCUCAGAAAAUGAGAGUAACAUUCUUCUUAUGACACACAACACAAUAUCAUCGGUUUCAUAUUGCUUGGAGAAGAAUCAAUACGGGCUUAAUACAGUCAUAUCGGAUCUGAUAAAACUUACCAACGCGAUUGCAGCCGCACCUUUACCUGCGGAACCAUCGAAAUCAUCUCCUCCAGCACAAUCUUUCACACAAUCCCACGCCACCUUAUACAUUGCACUCAAUUCUCUCCUACGCAUGUUGGCACCAAUUGCCCCAGCGUUUGCCUCAGAAUGUUGGGAAGUACUACACAAGCCUCUCUUUGAACUUAUUGACUCCUCACCGGUUCCAUCUGUCUUCUCUUCCCCAUGGCCGUCUGAAUUCUUAUCAAACUCCGAUAUCAAGCAAAUUCGCUCUCGUGGAGCGAAGACAGUGGCAGUUCAGGUGAAUGGGAAACUCCGGUUCACGGCAUCUGUACCACCAUUUUCGAAGAACAAUGCUACUGCUGAGUUAAUUAGUCAGGAACAGGAACAGGAGUGGAUAUUAUCCCAUGUUCUUGCGACGAAAGAAGGAAAGAUUUGGCUCCAAGAGAAAAAUGACUGGGAUAAACGGAAACGAGUUCUUGUUGUUGGGAGUGGAAAGGUCGUUAAUAUUGUGUUUUAG